Molecule: messenger RNA, 8551 nt
Organism: Lacerta agilis (Sand lizard)
Lineage: Eukaryota; Metazoa; Chordata; Lepidosauria; Squamata; Lacertidae
Gene: CIC
Product: capicua transcriptional repressor
Biological process (GO): regulation of transcription by RNA polymerase II
Cellular component (GO): nucleus
Molecular function (GO): DNA-binding transcription factor activity, RNA polymerase II-specific; RNA polymerase II transcription regulatory region sequence-specific DNA binding
Source: RefSeq, a predicted model, not a curated record
UUUCUCUCCUCAGCUCCUGAGUCCACACCCCAGCCUGGAGGGAAUAUGAAACCAGUGAGGAAGGCUGCUGGCUCCUCCUCCUCCUGUAGCAGCAGCAGCAGCAGCAGCAGCAGCCGCUCCCACCCUCCACCCGGGCGGCCAAGCCCAGAAGCGCAAGGCCACUGAGGAGGAGCCAAGCCCGAAGAAGGAGCAGGGGAGGAGUCUCUAGAUCGCCCUGCCUUUCCAGGUGCCCGGUGCCUGCAACCACAGAUGGAUCCUGGCCUGCAGGAGUUGGCAGGGAUGCCCAAGGACCCCUACAAGCUUCCCGAGGGGGACAGGGACCCAGGGACUGAGGCCUGCGGGGUGGAAGCCUCCCUGAACCGCAAGACGGCCACUUUCAAGUCGCGGGCGCCCUGCAGGAAGUGCCCGGGGGGCGACGAGUCGAACGGCAGCGAAGGCGCGGCUGGGCCCGCCGAGGACGAGCCAGCGCUGCCCUCGUCCAGCACCGACACCGCCAGCGAGCACUCUGCGGACGAGAAUGACAAGGGGGCGGGGGACGCCUGGGCCACGGCCCCGAGCGGAUACGACCUGCGGCAGCUGCGCUCACAGCGGGUGCUGGCCCGGCGCGAAGGGCUCUUUCAGCCAGCCAUAGUGAAGCAGAUCCGCCGUGGGCAGGACUUGGGGGUGCAGUUUGUGGGCGACCGCGUCACGGCGUACUAUGAAGGGGCUCUGGGCUCCGUGGCGGUGGACGUGGUCCUGGACGCCACGCCUCCUCCAGGGGCCUUGGCGGUUGGCACACCGGUCUGCGCUUGCGCGGACCCCGAGGAGACGGCCUACCGGGAAGGCACCGUCGUCGAGGUGAGCACCAAGCCGGCUUCCUACAAAGUUCGCUUCACCCACCCCGUUGUCCUCCCCGGCACUGCGGCAGCCCGCAAAGACUCUGCCUGGGCACGCUCGGCCCUGCGCCUCUUGCGCCCGCCGUGGAGCUGCGAAGCUGCCCCCGAGGACAGCAAACCACCCGAAAAGUCGCCUCCGUUGCCAGAAGAGGAGAAGGUCGCCCUGGCCCUCCCGUGUCCAGACCCGAAACAACCAGAAGAUGCCGAAGUCUCCAAGAUCAGCGCCUGCUUGCGGGCAGAGGAGAAGUCCGUGGUGGUGCAGCCCCAGAUCCUGUCCCCGCCCAAGUCACCCGGCUUCCCUCGCCUCCCUGAGCAGCCAUCCCCGCUGCUGAGCCCGGAUGCGAGCGGGAGCCGCAGCAGCAGCGUCAUGUCAGUGGAAUGCAGCACCCCGGGCUCGUCCCGCUCCCGGACGCCCCUCACGGCCCAGCAGAAGUACAAGAAGGGGACGUGGCUGUGCACGCCCAACGGCAUCCGCAGAUUCAACGGGAAGCAGUGGCGGCGGCUGUGCUCCCGGGGAGGGCUGCAUGAAGGGUCGCAGCGGCGCGGAUGAGGAUUACUGCUCACGCAUCUCCUCAUGCGCACCAAGGAGAUGGAGAGCCUCUGAGGGCGGGCCAGUGGGCUGCGGGAGGGCAGCGCUGAAUGAUGGGAUGACACCUCGCGGGACAGUGAGGCCAGCAGUGCGCGGGGGACUCUCGGCCCCGCAUGUGCCCCCGCUGACUUGUCCCGCUUCGAGUUCGAUGAGUGCGAAGCGGCUGUCAUGCUGGUCUCCCUGGGCAGCUCUCGCUCGGGCACCUCUUCCUUCUCACCCGUCUCCAACCAGUCUCCCUUCUCACCAGCACCCUCUCCCUAUCCCUCACCCCUCUUCGGCUUCCGCCCGGCCAACUUCAGCCCCAUCAAUGCCUCACCCGUCAUCCAGAGGGCCGCCGCCCGCAGCCGCCACGUGAGCGCCAGCACGCCAAAGGGUGUCGGCGGCGCCGUGCUGAGCCCUGAGAUGCUGCACCACGCGGCCCCCCGCGAGCGCCACCACUCGGGCAUCACCUUCCAGACCAACCUCACUUUCACCGUGCCCAGCCCCAGCAAGCGGAAAGCCGGGGACUCGCACCACAGCAGCACAGGCUCGGCGGCCGACUUCCACCAGAACGAGAGCCUCGACUCGGGCGUCGAGUCCGUCUCGCACACGCCCACUCCCUCCACACCGGCUGGCUUCCCCGUGUCGCCCGCUGGGGCGGGGCCCUUCUCCUCCCGCUCCCAACAGGCUUCCCCGCUCUUGCUGGCACCGCCGGCCGGACUGACCUCUGACCCCAGCCCCACCGUGCGCAGGGUUCCCGCCGUGCAGAGGGACUCGCCCGUCAUCGUGCGCAAUCCCGAUGUGCCGCUGCCCUCCAAGUUCACCGAAAAGCCCCUGAGGGGAGGGUGGCGCCCGCGGGCUGGGAAGGCCGGCUCCAAGGAGCACCUGUCGGGCAAGGGGCAGCUGCAGAUGCCGGUGCCCAUCACGUGGCCGGACUCUGCCUUCCAGGCCAACCCUGCGUGGUUUCCGCCUCCGAGCAGGCCCCCCCCCAUCUUCAGCGUCUCCUCCCCCUUCCAGCCGGUCGCCUUCCAUCCUUCUCCUGCAGCCCUCCUGCCUGUCAUCGUCCCUGGAGAGUACACCAGCACCCCCACGCCCAAGAAGGAGAUAAUCAUGGGAAGGCCUGGGACAGUGUGGACAAAUGUGGAGCCACGGUCUGUGGCUGUAUUCCCGUGGCACUCCCUUGUGCCCUUCCUGGCUCCCAGCCAGCCCGAUUCCUCCGUGCAGCCGACCGAAGGCCAGCAGCCUGUCAGCCACCCGUCUACAUCCAAUCAGAACAAAGAACCUCCAGAAUCAGCUGCAGUGGCCCAUGAGCUCCCCGGCGUGUCUUCAGGGGCCGAAGCAGGGAGGCCAAACACUUUGCACCCUGACAGCCCGACUCCAGUUUCCCAGCCAUCAGCGGCAACUCCUGGAGGGAGCGGAGGGCCAGCCCAGCACGAAGACGAUGUCCCAGGGCACUCGCGCCUGGACAGCGAGACAGAGAGCGAUCAUGAUGAUGCGUUCCUGUCCGUUGUAUCUUCUGAGAUGCAACUCCCACUGCUGCCGGGCAAGCGUCGUACCCAGUCAUUGAGUGCUCUGCCCAAAGACCGAGAUUCAUCUUCCGAGAAGGAUGGGCGCAGUCCUAACAAGAGAGAAAAAGAUCACAUCCGGCGGCCUAUGAAUGCUUUCAUGAUCUUCAGCAAGCGACACCGGGCCCUGGUGCACCAACGGCACCCCAACCAAGACAACCGUACUGUCAGCAAGAUCCUAGGCGAGUGGUGGUACGCGCUGGGGCCCAAGGAGAAACAGAAGUACCACGACCUGGCCUUCCAGGUGAAGGAAGCCCAUUUCAAAGCUCACCCUGACUGGAAGUGGUGUAACAAAGAUCGGAAGAAGUCUAGCUCAGACGUGAAGCCCGUGGGGCCAGGGGGAUGCUCCAAGGAGACCCGAGAGCGCAGCAUGUCUGAGACGGGUACCGCUGCUGUGCCAGGAGGCCCUUCUGAGAUGCAGGUGCUGCUGGGGACAGAGGGCAAAGCAGGAAUGGUAGGAUCCGGCCACGGCCAUGGGGAGCGGAUCCUGCCCUCAGCGGGGCCUGGCUCGCAGCGCCCCCGAGCCUUCUCCCACAGUGGGGUGCAUGGGAUGGAGAGCGACCGUGACAGCCAGGUGCUGCAGGAGCUCACCCAGAUGUGCUCAGGACAGUCUCUGUACAUCGGUGGGAAGGGGCAGUUCGGGGGGCUGGGCCCUUCGGGGUCCCCAUUUGCAACCCCAGGCGAAGGCCCCAGGCACUCCCUGCACCUGCACCCCUCCCGUGCCUCCCGUUCCCAGCGCACAACCAGCGAGGACAUGACCAGUGACGAGGAGCGAAUGGUCAUCUGUGAAGAGGAGGGUGAUGACGACGUCAUUGCUGAGGAUGGGUUCAACCCUGCUGAUGUUGACCUCAAAUGCAAGGAACGAGUGACGGACAGCGACAGCGAGGGGUCCUUGGGGGAUGAAUCUGACAACAAGGACUUUGGGCGGAAGCUCUUCUCCCCGGUGAUCCGCUCGGCUGCGCUGCCUCCUUCCUCUGGUGCCUUUGCUCCCUGCCGCCCGCCACCCCCUCUGGACUUGGAGCCACCCCCGCCUCCUCACGGCCUCGACCAGCAGCCCCCUCCCAAGACGUAUGGCUCCUUCCAGCUGGCACCCAGCACCUUCAAGGCCCAAGAAUCCAGAGGAGGGGUCCGCCCUCACAACACCCCAGCCAAGCGCCUGGAGCCGCGCUUUGAAUCGGCGGCGGCCACUUACCGGCGGAAGCGGGCAGAAAGUGCUGGAGGGGGCUCCCAGGCAGCAGCCACGGAGUCUGCGAUGGCCCCCCUGGCCGCCCCUACUCACUCGGUCAUCUCUCCGCCUGGUGGAAUGUUUCAGGCCGUGGUGCUCUCCGAUUCCGCCCGCUUGUCCUCGGGCACCGUGCUGGUGACGGCCCCGUCCAUGAGUGCCCCGAAUGUGGGAGUGAUCGGCUACAGCGGCGCGCCCAGCCUGGUCCGCACGGCCUCCACCGUCGUCACCAACGUGGUCAAACCAGUUAGCAGCACCCCGGUGCCCAUCGCCAGCAAGCCCUUCCCGCGCGGGUCAGGGGAGGGGCUCCCGCUGCUCAGCCCCCCUCCCUCGGACGGGGCCACGAAGGCGGAAGGGAUUUCUGUGGGGCGCCUCGGCCUCCUUUACACCGACAAGAAGACUCAGCCGCCCUCGGCGAUGCCCGGGAUCCAAGCCACAUCGCCUCACCUUGUAGCUGGCCCUCUCAUUGGGCAAGGCUUGACCGCUGUGGGGAAGGGGCCUGCCAACCAGGGCAGCGUGGUGACCAACCUCCUUGUGGGAGCUCAAGGCUACGGGCAAGCGGGCAGCGCGGGAGGGGCUGCCGUUCCGGUGACUGUCUUGCCCCCCGGCGCCAUCGCACAGCAGCCGUCGGUGCAGUUCAUCACGCAGAAUCCGUCUGGGCCCGGGCAGAAUGGCCCAGUGCCGCUCAGCAUCCUGCAGCCUCAAGGCAUCCUCUCGGGGGCAGCGGGCAAGGCGGGCGGCAUCACUCAGGUGCAGUACAUCCUGCCCACCUUGCCUCAGCAGCUGCAGGUGGCCGGGGGAAAGGUGCAGGCGGGAGCAGGUGCUCCUGGAGCUGCCAGCAUCCAUUUCACUCUUCCGCCAGCCAACGGGAAGGUGAUCGCCACGCCCCAAGCCAUCCCCAUCAUCCAGCCUGCUCCAGGAAGUGGCAACAGCAAUGUCACCGUCAUGUCCUCAGCACCCAAAGUUCAGUCAGUGUCUCCAGUUCAAGCUCCAUCUCCCGGCACUUCAACCCACCUCGUGUCUGGGCAGGUGGUGCCCCCUGCUGGGCUCCAGGUACAAGGCAAGGUCCUGGUGCCCAUGGCACCCCCACAGGUGACGGUGCGCACCUCCACUGCCACCCAGCUGCCUCUGGUGACCCCACCUUUCCCCGUCCCGGUGCAGAACGGGAGCCAGCCAGCCAGCAAGAUCAUCCAGCUCACCCCGGUGCCCGUGGUUCAACCCCAGCCCUCCUCGCAAAGCAGCGCCACCUUGGUUCCACCCCUUAGCCCAGCUGCUCUCCAAGGCACUGUGGCCACUGCCGUCAUGGGCUCCCCGAGCCAAACCCAGAAAGUCCUCUUGCCCUCCUCCACCAGGAUCACCUAUGUGCAGUCAACAGCUGGGCACCCCCUCUCCCUGGGCACCUCGGCCUCCCACACACAGCCCAGCGCCCCUCCAGCCACACCUGCCACAACCUACGUUCAGUCCCCAGUGGGCCCUGCCCCCAUGGCACUGGGUUUCACAGCCAUCGGGCCGAAUGGGCAGGCCAUAGUGCAGCCGCUGCUCUCAGGUCAGAACCCUCUGCUGGCUCCAGGGCAAGUGGUGUCCCCACUGCAGAGCCCCCAGCUCCCGGCGUCCUGCGCCGGACAAGGGCAGGUCAUCACUGCCAUCUACCCCAGCCCCACGGGGACCAGUCCUGCUCAGCCCGCCAGCCACGGUGUGGUCUACACGGUAGCAGCCACAAGCACCGUCACAGUCUCCUCUCCCACAGCCAUCCUGCCCAAGGGGGGCAGCAACACUCAGAACCAAGGGGGGCCCAGCCAGGGCCUGAUUUCCACAGCUACCCCUGCCGCUCCUCCAACGGUUCCCCGACCUCAGCGGCCACCGCUCAAGCCCCUCCAGAAGGUGAAGGCCACGAUCGCUAGCAUCCCGGUCGGCUCUUAUGAAUCCUCCCCCUCACCGGGUCCAGCCCGGCCCCCCGGAGGGCAGCAGCAGGAGCCCGGAGGGUCGCGAUGCCACCGGGAGGCCGAAGCCACGGGAGAAGCCCGGAAUUUGCGGGAGGCGGGACCCCAGGAGCCGCCCCUCUCCCCCGUGUGCCGGGGCAGCGAACAGAACCCCCCGCCCAAAGCCCAGGAUCUGAAGCGGGAGUCCUGGGAGCCGGUGUCGCCCCCGUCUCCCCAGCAACCGCAGGUCACGGAGGCGGCGCCCGCGGAAAUCUGGAGCCAGCGGGAGGCAGGAGCCGGCGAAGAGAGAGCGGUCCGUGACCCUCCACUGAGCAGCAAAGGGACUGAGACGGCCCUCAAGUUCUCCCCUUCCCCGGACUGGAGAACGGCCGGUGCUGAAGGCCGCUGCGAAGCGUCUGCCCCAUCCGCAGGCCCACUGACUUCCUCGCUCAGCCCCGGCCCUUCGAGCUCUACAGAGGCCCCUAGAGGAGGCCCCUCAACCCUUGCUCCAGCAGCAGCAGCAGCCUCCGCCUCCACAUCCGAAGCAGGGCCCGAGCAGAAGGAGGUCCCCAUGGGGAAGAAAGUCAAGGUCCGGCCUCCUCCGCUGAAGAAAACCUUUGACUCUGUCGACAACAGGGUUCUGUCGGAGGUAGAUUUCGAGGAGCGCUUUGCCGAGCUGCCUGAAUUCAAGCCCGAGGAGGUGCUGCCCUCGCCCACCCUGCAGUCGCUUGCCACCUCGCCCCGCGCCAUCCUCGGCAGCUACCGGAAGAAGCGCAAGAACUCCACCGACCUGGACUCCUCUACGGAGGACCCCAUCUCCCCCAAGCGGAAGAUCCGGCGCCGCUCCAGCUGCAGUUCAGAGCCCAACACUCCCAAGAGUGCCAAGUGUGAAGGAGACAUCUUCACCUUUGACAAACCAGGCACAGACACGGAAGACGUACUCGGGGAGCUGGAAUACGAGAAGGUGCCGUACUCUUCACUCCGGCGUACCUUGGACCAGAGGAGGGCUCUGGUCAUGCAGCUCUUCCAGGAUCAUGGCUUCUUCCCGUCAGCCCAAGCCACUGCAGCUUUCCAGGCCCGCUACUCCGACAUAUUCCCCACCAAGGUCUGCUUGCAGCUCAAGAUCCGGGAAGUGCGGCAGAAGAUCAUGCAGGCGGCCACCCCGACGGAGCAGGCCCCGAGCACACCAGAGCCCGGAGGCCCCGCCAGCCAGGGCGGCGCUGCGGAAGCGGGCCAGCCUCUGGAGAUGACCAUGGCGCAGGACUGUGCGCAAGGAGCAGAGGCCACCUCUGCUGCCGCCGCAGCAAGUACCCCCCUUCCUACCACAGCUGCCGGUUGGGACUGUAACCAGCAGCCUUCCCCAGGAGGCAGCGGCAGCGGAGGCAACACCAGCAGCAGAUGAACAGCCAUGAGCAGAGAGUAACAGCCUUGUGGAAAAGGAGGGGGUGGAUAUUGGAGCUUUGCCCCCCCCCCACCCGCUGACAUCUCUGUUCGUCACUCCUGCCCUCCUUCCCAUGCUAACUGCUUCCCCCAUUUUCUGUGCCCCUGCUCAGGGACUGGAAGGGGGGGAGGCAGCUGUCCUUCCUAUGCAGACUCUUCCCCUUUCUUCUUGGCACUCAUCUCCAGCCAGUCUGCUCCAAGGGAAGGGCUCUGGACUGCUGCCAGCCCCUCCGCUUCCCCCUCCAUCCCAGGACUCAAGUGGUGGUGCUGAAAAACCAUUCCAGGACACACGCCUUGCUCUCUCUCUCUCUUUCUCUCAUUGCAGCGGAGACCGGCGACGGGGCUGAGUUGGGGGAGUUUUACAAAGGGCCUUGAGCGAUGGACCCGUGCGAGGUGUCGGGUUCUAAUUUCAACGCCCCUCCCCACCCUUUUAAUAAUGUUAAAUAUUUUGGGAACCCACAUAUUUGUUGCUUCUGUGUCCGUAACUGGGGUGGAGGGGAGAGUCUUUCCCCACAGACACACACACACACACACAGCUGCAAGGGGUCGGGCGGGGAGUUUGUGGCCUUGCAUCCUGGACAGGUUAUUGCUUCUGUCGCUGGAGGCAAGGAAGAAGAAAGCACACCCAGACCGCUGCUGGGAUCAGUUGACUAUGACGCCUGCUUCUCUUGACCCGUCAAGGCUCUGCGUUGGCAACGAGAUGGUGGGAAGAGGGCGUUAUUUGGGGGAGAGACUGCAAACAGACCAGCCUAUGUCUGGACAGGAGGUGAAGAGGGGUUUCUGCGAGUGAGGGGCUGACCCAGCACUCAAAGAAGCAAGAGAGCAGGUGUGGGUAGCUGGGGGGCUCCCCCCCCCCGAGCGUGAGUGCCCUGGCGGCCCCACGUCACAUGUUGACCAUGUGUGUAACCCCUUCUGUAUUGGGGUGCUCCCACCUCACAUGCUAUUAAAGCUCUUUAACAAUC